GUGCAGAUAGUUGGCUGUGACUGUGGUGGAGUGUGAGAGGCCCAGAGAGCCAGCGAGAGGGGAGCUGAGAUCAGUUACAGCAGACAGGGCAGAGCAGGCGAGUGGUACAGAGAGGGUGGAAGCAGUCGGUGUUGUAGAACAGAAAUAAGGUGAGAAAAGAGAGUCAGGAAGGAGUGAUUCAGUCCUUGUGGAGGACUCAGUCUGGGAGAGACAGAAGAGGAAGCCAGAGGGCAGAGGCAGGGGCAAAUACAGACAGACAGACAGACAGACAGACAGACAGAGAACACCUGGACCGAGCAGGGCAUUAAGUUACGUUAAGUCCCAGGGAGCUGUUUCUGAGAAUAUCUGAGAACAAUAGCUUUGAGAGGAGCAUGUUUGACUGCAUGGAGGCUCUGGGUCUGGCCCCUCGGCCCCUCUUUGAUGUGUCCAGACAAGGCUCCUGCAUGCUGGGUAAGGCCACCCCUUACUUCUCCGGCUUGGACCCCUUUGCCUGGGCCGGGACCAGCAGCGUCCAGUCGGUGGAGACCCAGAGCACCAGCUCAGAGGAGAUGGUGCCCAGCUCUCCUUCUCCUCCUCCACCUCCUCGGGUCUACAAGCCGUGCUUUGUGUGCCAGGACAAGUCAUCUGGUUAUCACUAUGGAGUGAGCUCCUGUGAGGGCUGCAAGGGAUUUUUCCGGCGCAGCAUCCAAAAGAAUAUGGUGUACACCUGCCACCGAGACAAGAACUGCCAGAUCAACAAAGUGACCCGCAACCGCUGCCAGUACUGUCGGCUGCAGAAGUGCUUUGAGGUCGGAAUGUCCAAAGAAGCGGUGCGCAAUGACAGGAACAAAAAGAAGAAGGACGUGAAGGAGGAGGUGGUGCUGCCAGAGAACUAUGAGCUUAGUGGAGAGCUGGAGGAGCUGGUUAACAAAGUCAGCAAAGCACACCAAGAGACCUUCCCGUCUCUGUGUCAACUAGGAAAAUACACCACAAAUUCAAGUGCUGACCACAGAGUACAGCUGGACUUGGGCCUGUGGGAUAAGUUCAGUGAGCUCUCCACUAAGUGCAUUAUAAAGAUUGUGGAGUUUGCCAAGCGGCUACCAGGCUUCACUACGCUCACCAUCGCUGACCAGAUCACCCUCCUCAAAUCUGCAUGUCUGGACAUCCUGAUGCUGAGGAUAUGCACCCGCUACACACCAGAACAGGACACAAUGACCUUCUCAGAUGGCCUGACUCUUAACAGGACCCAGAUGCACAAUGCUGGCUUUGGCCCCCUCACAGACCUGGUGUUUGCCUUCGCCGGUCAGCUGCUGCCUUUGGAGAUGGACGACACAGAGACGGGGCUCCUCAGUGCGAUUUGUCUCAUCUGUGGAGAUCGAAUGGACUUGGAGGAGCCGGAGAAAGUAGACAAGCUGCAGGAACCGCUGCUAGAGGCGCUGAAGAUCUACACCCGCCGCAGACGCCCAAACAAGCCUCACAUGUUUCCCCGCAUGCUGAUGAAAGUCACAGACCUUCGAGGAAUCAGCACUAAAGGUGCAGAAAGGGCCAUCACACUAAAGACAGAGAUCCCAGGGCCCAUGCCUCCGCUGAUCCGGGAGAUGCUGGAGAACCCCGAGGCCUUCGAGGACAGCAGCGACUCAGGUGACAGCGCUGCGGCUGCUCCCCCUGCCAUCCAAGCCAUCAAGCAAGAAGAGAAGUCCACGUACGAGUCAGAGGAGGAGGAGGAAGAGGACGACUACUGGGAUGAGGAGAAAGAGCGAGGGGCGGACAGUGACGGAGAGCCGUGGGGGGAGACGUCAGCCGGGGCGUUGGCUGCUCAAAAGAAAAGCGUGACGCAGUGAGAAGAAGCCGCAGAUCGCUGAGCCUCACUGAGCAAUAUCACCUCCCAGGAACCUCACAGAUUUAGGCUCUUAAACAUCCUAAAUGGUGUUUUCACACAGCACAUAUCUACUUAAACUGUACAUAUAGACUGAAAGGAAAAAUGUGUUCAAUUCAGAAUAGGAAGUAAAAGCACUACAUUUCAGUGGAUUGGUGAGGGCACUAUUAAAACAAAUCGCUGUGCCAGACUGUGUUAAAGAUAUUUGAAAAAGUGUUUUGUCCACACAAAGAGAGGAAUUGUUGGACAGAAGUAAAUGCACUCCUCCGCUAUCUGUUAAGGGCUAUGCUUUGUAUAAAAUUGAUGGUGAAAAUACAUUGCAACAACAGAACUCUACAUGGUGUCCGUAUGCCGCAAAUGUCUUCUCAGAAUUACCUUUAUUACUAUUUGGAAAUAUGCUACUUAUUUUUUCAAUGUAUGUUUUUUUUUUCUAAGCAUGUACACAUUUCUGUUCUGUGUUUAUGCCUGUUUGUGAGACCUUGUUUUUUUUUUGGUUUUUUUUGUUUUUUUGGGGGGGGGGUUGUAUAUUUUUCACUCAGUCCUGCUCUCAUUUGACUGGACGUGUGUUUUAUAAGCUUUAAUUGUACACGUUUCUGCUUUAUCGGACACAGUGAAAAGCAAUAGUAAAAAAAAAAGGAAAAAGAGCAAUAGCAAAGAGAGAGGGAGUCAUGAGCAGGACUCAAACUCGCAGUGUGACAAGCACAUGGUUAUGUACGUUAUCCUUCUGAUUCAUAAAAACCUCUGAUGAGUAUAAUGUAACCUGACAGAGAACAAGAGGAACUUUAAUUUCACCUCUGGUGCUUGUUGGCCAAAUAAGAGAAAUGCAAAACAAAUGCAGGAACAUAUCUCCACCUCUCAACAAUACGCAUGUACAAUAAUCUAACAGCUGAAUCUGCAGGGUAGAUUUAAUGUCAUCACAGUCUCAGGUUGAUUCUUUCAGGGCCAUUUGUCUCUAGAGUGUUUUCCCCCAACAAAACUCCCCCAUCAGAGCUUCUUCUUACACCACAGAGUUGGUUAAAAAUCUUCCAAUAUAAUCAUGUCCUUGGUGCAGCAACCAAGUACAGGUAAGCCAUAACAUUUUAAUUUCCUGAAGAGCGAGCAAAGAAUCCUCCCAACAGAUAAAACCCCAAAAAUCCAUUUACGUUACAGAAACCUCAGGUGUGUGAGUGUGUGUGUGUGCAAGUGAGAGCAUGAACCAAAACGCAGUGAUGCUGUAGAGAUGUUACUGUCAUCACUGCAUCUUCCACAGAUAGUGUUUAGUCCACCUACUAGCAUCUGUAAACUGAUUUGCAAAACUAAAGAAAAACAAAACAAAAUCUGAAAAUUUUAAAAGAUUCUCAUGACUUCCGGUGGACUGCAGGCCACUGAUGCGAGCUGACAGAGAAUCGUAUCACCAUUUGCUACUUACCAUUGAUAAAUAUCGCACUUCUCUGAGGUUACAACAUAAACAAAACAAUCGCUUCCUGUCGGCUGAAUCGCAGGGCAACAGUUUCCAAUGAUGUGUGUUCAUGUGUGCUGUAUUUAAUGAGUGAUGCAAAACAUGGAUUUUGUAAAAAAUAAAUACUUAUAAUCUGUUUUUCAUCAAGACUAUACAACUUUUUUUACAGAAGAUGUAUAAAACUGACAUUAUUUGCGUUAUUUGAGGAGAGGAUUCUCCAUCAGCACAUUGACCUUAAUGGCGUGAAACAUUGCAGCAACGCAGCUGCAACAUAUUGUUGAUGUAGUUUCAAAAGUGAAGCUCAAGUGAGAAAUCUGAAAAAGACACGAGUAGAAAUCAGCUCUGAUACGACCAUUGUGGCACCACACCAGCUUUAACACCAGAUUUAAAGCCAUCGAGGACACAGAAGUUUAUCAAAAAUCAAAGAGUGAUGCCAUAAUUCUGUUUUUUUUAGACUGAUAAGUUGUGAUUUUGUCACUAAGGAUGGGAACAUCACAACCAUAUGACUGAGAUAAAAGACAAAACAUAUCUUUAAUGUUUUCCUUCACUCUGCUCUUCACAAUAUUUUGCAUAUCAUCAGCCAAGUCUACAUAAAUGUUGUUUAUUAUUUAAAGAUGUUUCUGAAUCAUAUAACCAUGACAUGUUGGGGCGGGGGGGAGACACAUUUCUGUUUCUUUUAUCUGUUCCUUAAACUUAUUUCUUUUCCUGAAUUUGAGCCGGUGCAAUAAAUAAGCCAUGGAGAAGGUCAGCGAGGCCUAAACUCAUAAUGAUAAAAAAUACAAAAGCAUGUGAUUUUAGAAAGAAGACCAAAGAUAGGUAUGACAUUACAUUUGGAUAGAAACAAAACAAUCUUAAUAUAAAUUCUAAUAGGGUUCUAUAUGUAUUCACUUGUUUUUUGCGAUGGCAGGAUAUUUCAAGAUCUCAAAUGACCUUUAAAUCUUGACUCAUCUCUGUUACAUUUUGUUGUUGAAUUUUAACUGAUGUCUUACUUUUUAUAAACACGGUUUCUGUAGCAAAUGUAUGUAUUGUCUUCAUGUUCAGGGAUGAUUCAAACUCCUCGCGAGUUUUAUUUCAAUCUGACUUGUAGCAAAAUAGUUCUGAUGGACACACACACAGUAAUACAACAACUGGGCUGAAAUGUUCUUGUUUUUAUGUAUUUUUAUGAGAAGUUAAUACUAUUUUUGCUUUUUUUUGUUGCCUAUUAUUUGCUGUUUGUUGUUUCUUGUAUUUUGAUAAAGGCGCUUUUUGUUCUCAGA
This is a messenger RNA of Acanthochromis polyacanthus (spiny chromis), 4549 nucleotides long. RefSeq names its product retinoic acid receptor gamma-A-like. Gene Ontology annotation, molecular function: nuclear glucocorticoid receptor binding; zinc ion binding; nuclear receptor activity. The record is from RefSeq and is a predicted model, not a curated record. Bases 372 to 1820 code for a protein of 482 amino acids. NCBI's taxonomy places the organism in Eukaryota, Metazoa, Chordata, Actinopteri, Pomacentridae. Gene Ontology annotation, cellular component: transcription regulator complex; nucleus. Gene Ontology annotation, biological process: retinoic acid receptor signaling pathway; regulation of transcription by RNA polymerase II; cellular response to corticotropin-releasing hormone stimulus. The transcript has 8 exons.